Ilex paraguariensis (yerba mate) is the source of this 465-nucleotide messenger RNA. The record is from the annotation of a GenBank genome assembly. NCBI's taxonomy places the organism in Eukaryota, Viridiplantae, Streptophyta, Magnoliopsida, Aquifoliales, Aquifoliaceae.
AUGCUUGGUCGUGCUGGAGGCUAUGGAGUCAGAGGGAGUGGCUGGCAAAGCGCCCAUACAACUUUUGAUGGUGGUGGUGACGCCGCUGGCAAUUUGGGGGGAAUGUGUGGUUAUGGGAACUUAUAUAGCCAGGGUUAUGGGAAAUUGUAUAGCCAGGGUUAUGAAACUAACAUUGUGGCUCUAAGCAUUGCACUCUUCAACAAGGGCUUGAACUGUGGUGCAUGCUAUCAAAUGAGGUGCAACCAAGACCCAAAAUGGUGUCUACCUGCCAUCACCGUCACCGCCACGAACUUCUGUCCACCUAACCAUGCUCUAGCUAAUAACAACGGAUGGUGUUGCAAUCCCCCUCUCCAACACUUCGACUUGGAAGAGCUUACUUUCUUGCAAAUUGUACAGUGGGAUCGUUCCGGUCCUCUACAGAAGGGUCACAGGUGUGAAGAAAGGAGGAAUGGGGUUCACAAUUAG